AUGGCAGAGUUACUUAAUAACCCAAAAUCACUAGCCAGAGCUCAAGGCGAGAUGGAUUGUGUGAUAGGCCAAAACGGCAUCGUUCAAGAAUCUGAUAUCUCACAUUUGCCGUAUUUACAAGCAGUUGUGAAAGAAACUUUUCGAUUACAUCCUGCUGCUCCAUUUCUUGUCCCACGUAAAGCUGAAGCUGACGUGGAGAUUCUUGGGCUCAUGGUGCCUAAAGAUACUCAAGUUCUAGUGAACGUUUGGGCCAUAGGACGAGAUCCAGCAGUGUGGGAGAAUCCAACCCGGUUCGAGCCAGAGAGGUUUUUGGGUAAAGAGACUGAUGUGAAAGGUAGAGACUAUGAGUUAACACCGUUUGGGGGCGGACGAAGAAUCUGCCCGGGGCUGCCUUUAGCUGUGGUGACUGUGUCCCUCAUGCUUGGUUCACUUCUUUAUUUCUUUGAUUGGAAGCUUCCAAAUGGUGUUGCUUCUGAGGAUUUGGACAUGGACGAGACAUUUGGUAUUACACUACAUAGGACCAACCCGUUACAUGCCGUUCCUGUCAAGAAACGCGCAUAUAAGUAA
Molecule: messenger RNA, 567 nt
Organism: Brassica oleracea var. oleracea
Lineage: Eukaryota; Viridiplantae; Streptophyta; Magnoliopsida; Brassicales; Brassicaceae
Product: cytochrome P450 76C4-like
Exons: 1
Coding region: 1-567 (188 amino acids)
Molecular function (GO): iron ion binding; heme binding; monooxygenase activity
Source: RefSeq, a predicted model, not a curated record